This is a messenger RNA of Lymnaea stagnalis (great pond snail), 7154 nucleotides long. Lineage: Eukaryota; Metazoa; Mollusca; Gastropoda; Lymnaeidae. The record is from the annotation of a GenBank genome assembly.
GCUAAGUGUAAACACCUACAAUGGAGGAAGAAGUAGCUAGUGGGGGUGAUAAUAUAGUCACCGAAUUCUCUACGUACGAAGACUUUUUGGACUCACAGAUUACAAAAGCUGAUCUUUUCUUUUUAGAGGUGUAAUAUUUUUGUUAAGUGCCGGCAUAGGCCUAACUUUUUUAAAUAUAUUUCCCGAUUAUCCUGAACCUGUUUCUUUACCUACUCAUAACAUAAAUACUAGAUACUCGUUAGUCAUUAGUUUUAAUUUUUAAAUUAUUCAAUUCUUAUGGCUUAACAUUAAAAUAAUCAUUUACAUUGUAACUGUGGAUCUCUAACCGUAAGUCUGGUCGAACAUAUUAUUGUUAUGUCUAUUUUCUUAAAGGAUAUUAUCCAAAGAAAUUAUAAAACGUGUUAAGUGUGUAUAACACUCAAUUUUUAUUCAAAGGACUUGGAGUUGGCCAGACAACUUGUUGAGCUUGGCUAUCGUGGAAGUGGAGAGGUGCUAAAGAGAGAGGAGUUUGAAGCAAGAAAACUUGCUGCAGAAGCCAGCAGACUUUCUAAAAGGAGUCAACAGAAGUAAGUACCAGCACUGGUGCGACUACAGCUGAUUUGUGGCUGCUGUCUUCCAGCUUAGGUGGCUGGGUUUUUUUAACUCAAACUCAGGGUUUUUUUUAUGGCAGAGAAUAUCUAAUUUACUUACACUACAACUAGCUAUUCCCCCAAAGAUGGAGACUACCCCAGAUGAACAGAACCUGCUACCGCUUGGUAAGGAAGCAGAGCAGCACUACUGGGAAGACAGAACUGUGAAUGAUUUAAUUACAGCUUACAUUAGGCCUACAUGUUUUUUCAAAUUAAUUUACCUGUAACACUAUUAGCAAAUGUGAGGUAACAAAAUUAAAGAAAAUAAACAGUUCAGUCACUGUUUAUAACAGUAUUUUACUCAAUGAUAUCUUCAACCAGUGGGCAUUAGGUGGUUGUAAUGAUAUCUUCAACCAGUGGGCAUUAGGUGGUUGUCAUGAUAUCUUCAACCAGUGGGCAUUAGGUGGUUGUAAUGAUAUCUUCAACCAGUGGGCAUUAGGUGGUUGUAAUGAUAUCUUCAACCAGUGGGCAUAAGGUGGUUGUAAUGAUAUGCUCUGAUUUGGUGCAGUUUCAUCAGCUUAAAAUUAUUUUUUACAAUUAAUAAAAAAGUUAGUAUUUGUUUUUUUAUUCAUUUCUUUUUACUUUGUAAAAGUAUUUCCGUUUCAGUAUGUGGCAAUGUGCCACUAUUUUAACUCCAUUUAUAAAACAUUUUAUAUGCGGUAGUAUGCCACAGAUAGAAAUAAGAGAAUCCCCUCUCAUGGUGCGACUGCUGUGGGUAACCCCAAACACGUACAAAUCCAUGGUCAUUUAAAGUAACACACAGCUGUGUACUGGGCCUUAAAUUUUAUGUUUGGCUAUUUACAUGGGGGAAUAACCAUCCCUGCCCCGGGGUUGACCCAUGAUCAGCUUGUGACACGGGUUCCCUGUGACUGUGUGCGAUAGAAGGGGGCGAAUUGGGACUUGGAGUGUGUACAUUUUUAGAUUGUGGUAUGGAAUAGAUACGUCGGGUCGGCAACAGGUGUGAGAGAUUUUACUGUCAGCUCUGUCAACAGAUUGUACCUAAGAUUAAUUAAAAAGCUAUAGUUCUCAGACCUGAUUGUUUUAUUGUGAUUUUUUUAAAACUGUAAGUCAGGUCACCACUCGGCUACAAGUAUUUGUAAUAAAAUUUACCUUACAUUGCAUAUCUGACAGACAGUAUAUAGCACUUAAAUAUGAAUUUUAUUUCUGUUAGCUAUGAAGGGAGAGAACUGUUAGUGUGGGUCUAAGUCUUAAAUUCCCAUUGUUUUUAAACAAAAAUACAAUAGCAUAUAUCCCUCCAGUUUGGAGUAAUAAAAUUUAAUUAACUUAAAUUUAAAAAGUACAAAUACAGAAGAAAUGCUAUGCAUUCUUAACAUAAAUAACAAUAUAUUUUAUGUGACCAUCAGGACACUUGCAAGUGAUGACAAAAUAAUCAAAGAACCACUUCUUCAAGCCCUCGCUGCCAGGGAAGCCGGAAAUAGAAAUGGGAAAAUGACUGUAAGACCCUUGACAUCUGUAGCGGUUCACUGUUUACUUGAGAAUUUUCAUUGAUACUUAUUACAAUGAGACCUCAUCCGUGAAUUGUGAUUAAAUACAUAUUAUUCCCCUCUAUCAUCAAGCAUUUAAUCCUAGUUAAUUAUUUCAGACUCAUUGGAUAAAAGUAGUACCAUAUUUUAACUACGGUAACCAAAAAAAAAAAGUUAAUAUCAAAAAAAUUAAUAUGGUAACUUUAAUAAAAGAUAUUUUAAGUAUUUUUUAUUUUUUAACACCCCGCUCCAACUGAUCCCCCUCCCCAUUGCUGUGCCAUGACUGUUAGUUUUAUCUAAAACAUAACUUUUGGACUAGAGCUCUGCAAUUUUCAACAUGCAAACAUAUGAUUUUAAACAUAAGGUCCUGAAUUUCGGAAGACUUAAAAUUAAAAGAGCACCUUCUGUGUAUAUAUGCCUGAGCAGUCAUUGAUUCUAAAAAUUUUGGUUAGCAUGGCAUAAUUAGAAACUAAACAGAAACAGUGCAUGAUUCCCUCACAAAGUGGCACUUGCAAUCAGUGAAAUAUCCUCAUCAACACCAGGCACAGAAGCAUAGCAAAGCACCUCUACGUACAUAGGAGCCAAAAUGAUCAAUAAAUUGAUCUUGGCCCCUUAAUAUAUAGAAGAAGAAGAAACAAAUUUCCAUGUAACUUAACAUAUUUAUUUCUUCCUCAAUAUUCUUAGAGUUUAAAAAACAGGUCUGUGGGUGUAGGUAAGGGUUGGGAUUCAUAAAUAGAUACACAUGCAGUGGUCCCAAUUUAAUAUGUGCCUUAAGAUAUAUCAAAGAUUAAAAUUCAACUCUAGACCUUUCUGAAAUUCUUUGCAGCACUAUGUUUUAGCUGCACUGGGAAGAUCUGGCAACGACCCUUAAUAUACACAUAAUUAUGUGAAAAUACAUAUUUUUUAACCUAAUGAAAUGUCCAUGAAAAUUAACUUUAAAAUUAUUUACACACACUCAUCAGAUAUUUAUACCUUAUUUCAGUCCAUCAUUUUUAUAAGAGAUCAGAAUGCUAGAGGCCAGGAGAUCUCAGGAUACAUAGACUAUGCCUACAGACUCAAGACAGAGGAUUUUGAGCCAUAUUUCAGUGGCAAAAAACGGCUCCUACCACGUCCUUCUGACCUAAGGUCAGCCAUUGUAACAAAAAGCAAAAUUUUUAAAAAUUAACUAAUGCAUUGUCACUAAGCAAGAAUCUAUCCUACAUGGGUCCAAAACAGGAAUAUUUAAAAAAUGAUUGUAUUUUCCCUACUGGUGUGUAUUACCUGCUGGUGUGGAAAUUCAAUGUCUGAUAUUAAACACCGCAUAAACAGACUUAUCAAGAAGCUAGGAACAUAACACAAACUAAACAUCCUUCACUUGAAGAACUGUUUGAAGAAAGAUGUUAUUGUAAACUUAACACAUUUUGGAUGAUACAUCCCACCCUCUUCAUCACAGAUACUUAGGAUCGGCCCAUUCAGGAUGAAUUCUUACGGUAUGAAUUCCGUCAGGGCGAGGACUGAAAGAUAUAAAAAUUCUUUUGUUCCCCAAUCUGAAUGAAUUUACCAGCUUGCUCCCCCUGAAGUCAAAAAUCUUAAUGAGAACUAAUUUGGUUCUUUAUUUUUUAUCAGUAGUAAAAUUAAGUUAGCAUGUCCUAGUGUUUUAGCUGCCAUAAUAAAUUGCCUUAUACGAAAGUACCUUAUUCAUGAGUAUCUCUUAAUUUUUAAAAACAAAAAUUUCCAAGAAAAAUCAAGUAAAUUUUAUAAAAUUCACUUUUCCUAGAAAUUUCAAAAUAACAUAUAUUUUCUAGAAUUGACAAAAUUUCCCCAAAAUCUCAAUGCGCUUUCAGCUUCUACAACUGGGAAACAGCCACAUCUACCUCCAACCCUACUCCCAACUACCAAGUGAUUGCUGAGAAUGCUUCAGGUCUGCUCUUCAAAAACAAGAGGGACAGAAAAAUAAUCAAUGUUGAUCCAAAGGUGAGACCCUGAACAUCAUGUCAUAUGUGGUGUUUACAUGGCACAUCAUCAUGUUAUCUGUGGUGUUUAUAUUGUCACAUCAUCAUAAUCAUCUGUGGUGUUUACAUGGCACAUCAUCAUGUCAUCUGUGGUGUUUAUAUGGCACAUCAUCAUGUCAUCUGUGGUGUUUAUAUUGUCACAUCAUCAUGUCAUCUGUGGUGUUUAUAUUGUCACAUUAUCAUAUCAUCUGUGGUGUUUACAUGGCACAUCAUAUCAUAUGUGGUGUUUUCAUGCCACAUCAUCAUAUCAUGUGUGGUGUUUACAUGGCCCAUUGUCAUAUCACAUGUGGUGUUUACAUGACACAUCAUAUCAUAUGUGGUGUUUACAGACACAUCAUCAUGUAAUUUUGUAAUCAUUUGUUUAACAAAUGACAUGAGAUUUGUGGGACGUUGUUAAUGUAUCUAAACUCUUUACGUGUUUGUUGUGUCCAUCCAGGCCCCUAAUCCAGGGGAUAACUCUGAGCGUCAUGUGAUCAACACCAACAAGUACAUCCAAGUGGUCAUCUACGAUCACAUCAACCGGAGGAAGACAUGAUGAAUAAUUUAAAAUUGUAUGUGAUUUUUAUAAAUGUUAUUGUGAUAGGAGUCUUACUGUUAAAAUAACUUAUAUGAUGUUAGUCAAAUAUAACAUUUCUGAAAUCAGUAACAAGCAAUGAAUUUUUUAAUAUUAAAAUGAUUUUUUCCACUUAAAACAACUUGUUACCUUUUAAAGAUUAAAUGUAAAUAUUGUAACACUACAAAAAGGUUGUUUGUUCAACAUUGUAAAUCUAUUAUCAAGACCUUUAAAGCAGGGGAGAGAAACCUGUGGCUGCUGAAACAUUUAAUGCAGUUUGCAAGACCUUCAAGGAACAUGAUUGUUUUUGUAAAAUACACAAAUUGUGAAUUUUUAUCUGCUUUGAAACGUUAAUUACCGGGUACCUGAGUUGUCCCAUUGUCAAACUGUUUUAACAAUAAUAACAACAAACUUUUAAGUUACUCCACUGCUGAUAUUCAAACUCAUUUUAAUAUUUUGGCUAGAUAUGACUAGACCUUACUAAGAUUCCUAGAAAAUUACCAUGCAGUCCACCAAAAAGAAAGAGAGAAAGUCCAUGAGGCCCUUGCACAAAAAGGUGGCUUUGUGCAAAUGGUAGUAUUCACAAGAUUGGGCAGAUGUCAUUAAAAUUGAAAGUCUAUGGGUGCUUUUGAAAAUUUAAUCAUUUUAAACAUUGAGGUUUUCAAACUAAAUUAUACAUUUUAAGGCCCACUUCACUGGGACUAUGUAGAGUCGAGGUAUCAAAGUAGAAAAGACGAUGGUCGUGAUCAGUUUCUUUUAAGUUUUCAUUGAUGAAGGAAAGGAAGUUGUUGAUUUAAUUUCCAAUUAGUGUGUUCUUUUCAGUAUCAUAUAUAAACUUGAAUAGUGUUUUUAAUUUAAUCCAACUUUUUCCCCAUAAAAAUAACCCAUGUCAUAAAUGAUAAAUUAAAUACUAAAUAUCUCUCACAGUUAAUGAUUACAAAUUAGGAAACAUUUUCUUUUUCAGAAUUCAUAUCAAAAUUUCAGUUUAAUUUCUCAAUGAACUCUGAGCAAACAACAGACAUGUUUGCCCUUACGCUUUCACCAUAGUAACUACGUUUUUAAGCCUAAGAAGAUGGCACUACAACAAACCUAUUUCAGCAGUUUUUUUCGGUUGUUUGGUUUAUUUUUUAUUUAAAAAACUUUAAUUGGGGUGUUUUCAGUAAAAGAUUGUUUAAUAAAUUUUUUUUGUGUUAACACCGUAAGCAAUCGGUAAGCAAUCGCAUAAAAACAACAGUGAUUGGCUUUUGCGGUCUUGAUCUUAAUGAGCCAACCAGAGUAUUUUUCUUUUACAUGGUGGGUUAAAGUUGUCUGCUCAAUUCUCCUAUCAACAUAUUCAGUGGUAAGUUAAGGAUACAAUUAAGUAAUUAAAAUUAAUUAUUUUCAUGUAAUUGUUCCAGCUUUUAAUUGUUAGGUAGCAAUUUUAAAUAGAAUAAAACUAUGUCUAUGUCAAUUAUGAGUCCCUGUUUAAAAAAAAAUGGCUGGUCUAUUGUCUACCAAGUACCAAGUCUUAGACUAACUUCCCACUAAGCCAAGCCUACUUUUUUCAGCUUUCUCGUAAGCCUAAUGAUGAUAAGACAAAUUCAAAUAACAGUAAUAAUAGAAAUAGAAGCUUACGGUAUGAGUCGUAGUUUUAUCCUAUGCUAUGAUUUUGAUAGAAGUAGAGGAAUUUGAAUUUUAAAUUUAACAUACUAUAUGCGAUCACAAUACGUUGUUAACUUAGCAAAAGACUUUUUUAAACUUUUUUAUCUAGCCUUAAAAAUUAAAGGCUUACGUUAUUUUAUUACAUUAUUAUUUUCGUAGUUCACUAAGAAUAAAGCAAAAUUAACACUGAAUGCCACCUUUUCAAUUUUCAUUGUUCAAAUUGUUCUUGAUACCUCUUCUUCCACACUUUGCUGGUUCAGUGCUACAUCAUAGGCCUGUUUUAUUGCCUCUACCAUAUAAAUACUGGUAUAAUUAGUAUAAUAGUCUAUACGAUGUAUGACCCUCUUAUGAUAAUAUAUUAAUUCUUUUUUGUUUCUAUAUUCAGGAUCUAGGGUUAAUAAAAUAAUGCCCAACAGAACAGCAACUAACCUUUAAAUUAAUUAAAUACUGUUGAUGCUUAGUAGAGCAACCAACUGUUAAAGACUGAUGUUGGUUAGGAGAGCAACCACGUUUGAACAAGUCAUCACCGCUAACUCUAUUAGAUUUAUUGAUAUUAAGCAUAUUUGCAGGAGAGUCCUCAUGAGCCAUCUGGUGACCAAAAUGUUUUUAAAAAGUCAAUCAUCUGUAUCACCCACCUCAGAUGUCUACUUAUGGAUCUUCUCAGUCAAGCUCUUAAUUUAUGUGUUCAAACAUUAAAUUCUGCUUACAGAGAUUUCAUAGACACUAAAUUGUGUUUAAACUAUCUGUUAAUUUUCCUCACACGAAAAACAUAUGGACUCUAUGUAUGAAAAGAUGUUUUCUAUUUGUGGUAGCUAAAUCCUUGUUAUGGAAUCCCACAGAAACUAGAAACGUUGCU